Molecule: messenger RNA, 2859 nt
Organism: Zeugodacus cucurbitae (melon fly)
Lineage: Eukaryota; Metazoa; Arthropoda; Insecta; Diptera; Tephritidae
Gene: Nadk2
Product: NAD kinase 2, mitochondrial
Exons: 8
Coding region: 911-2203 (430 amino acids)
Biological process (GO): NAD+ metabolic process
Cellular component (GO): mitochondrion
Molecular function (GO): NAD+ kinase activity
Source: RefSeq, a predicted model, not a curated record
UAAAUAGAAUUGUGAUUGAAUUCCUAUACAGAUAGAGGUUGAUCUUCUGUGCUUACUACUUUCAUGUGGUGUAGAAAAACACAACAAUUAGCUGCACGAAUUUAACGCAAUUUAUAUAAAUGCAGAUUAAGUUACGACUUAUAAAUAUGAGAUUAUUGUAACUGCAUUGUGUGGAAAGAAGAAGCAAAUACAAUUGUAAAUUAACUUCUAGCAAUAUAUGCCCCUUUAUCAAUUAAUUGAAAGACUCGACUACUAAUUAUCUUUACAUCAGUAAUACUUAGUAUUAUAGCGUGUCCAACAAAGACAAUAAAAUUAUAAUAGCUACGUCAAACAAAAUAUUAACGUAGAAAUAAUUGGAGUAUUGUAAAAUCAGUGAUGUCCGAUAAGUCACAGCGAUAGUAUAUCUGCAUUAACCGGUAAAAUGAAUUGGUAGUAAACAUUUGCAAUCCUCAUAUUUGUGUUUUGAAAAAAGCCAAAUAGUUCUGAAUUUGAAAUACAGAUAUGCUUAAAGAACAUCAAGUUAGUGUUUUAUUAAAAUUAAGUAGUUUAAAAUGAGUUCCAUAAUAAUCUAAUAAAUAUAGAUAAUAUGUGAAACAUGCACCAAUGUAUAUGUACAUAGAAUAUAAUAUCACUCGGCACCAAUUAAAAAAGUAGUGACAAUAGUAAAUGUAUUCAUUAAACAAGUCAUAUAGUACAAUACACUAAUUCAUUCAAUUCGUUAGUGUGAACAUUUUUAUAUGUAAAAAUAUUUCACUCGAUACUGAAGAUUUAAUCAUAAUUUAUUGAAAGUAAAAAAUAAAAAAUGUGCUUAAAAAUUAAAUAAAUAAUUUUGUCGCAUGUCGUAAGCGACUAACCGGAUGUAUUCUCUGUUUUGGAUGAAUUGAUGUUGGUUAAAAAAUAGGAGAUAAAAAUGUUUAAGUCGAAGACAUUGACUCGUCAAAUUGCAAAAGAAUACCGGAUGUGGCGUAAAUUCAGCAGCCAUAACAAAGGUUGUGGGAGUAUGGCUAAAUAUCCAUCAACUCAAUUCAAACUACAACGUGCGUUAAUCAUUACCAAAUUUUCACGAUAUGAAUUCGAACAGAUGCGCCACCCACAACUCAGUCAAGAACAAUUGGAGAAGAAGCUGCGGGAUCGUGGCACUGACUUUGAAAUGCUUAUGUAUCUGCACAAUUUACACAAGAACUUUGAAAGAAACGUUGUGCAAAGUUUUCUCAAUGUGGGGUGUGAAGUGAAGGUGUCUAAUAGAGUCGAAUUUAGAAGCUCUCUAAGCAAAGAGAUCAUGAAAUGGGCUGAUUUGAUUGUACCGGUAGGCGGUGAUGGAACGUUUUUGCUAGCAGCUGGGCGUGCAAGUCCUCUAUUCGCUCAAAGUCAACAUAAAACACCCAUUGUUGGCUUUAAUUCAGAUCCCGCGCGAUCUGAAGGACGAUUAAUGUUACCAAAACAUUAUACAGAAAAUACCGCUGAUGCGGUUAGCAAGAUAAAGAGCGGUGAUUUUCAAUGGAUGUAUCGUACUCGUAUCCGUACAUCUAUACUAGGCAGUAAUGGCAAAAUACCCGAAUCUACCGACUUAUAUCGACACACUGUAACCAAAAUGGAACAAGAGAAAACUGAACCAGAAUACUUGAGUAAAGUGUGGUCAUUACGUUAUAAGGCCAAAAUGAAAAGAGUUUUACCUUAUUUGGCAUUAAACGAGGUGUUUAUAGGGGAGCAACUUUCUGCUCGUGUAUCCCAUUUACAAUUAGUUAUCAAUCACGAGAACAUAGACAAUAAAACCAAAUGUUCGGGGUUAUGUGUUAGCACUGGCACAGGAUCUACUUCAUGGCAUACAAGUAUAAAUCGCAUUACAUCCCAACAAGUAGAAGACUUAGUGAGCAUAUUGCCGAACAAUGAACCGGGCGGUGGCAAGCAAAAAACAAUUUUUGAUUCAGACGAAAUUGCUACUCAAUACAAUCAAAAUUUACGCUUUGCUCCAGAUGAUCCACGUCUGUGCUAUUCGAUACGUGAGCAAAUUUGUGUGGGAGUUUGGCCUAGUCCAAGGAACUUUAAGGCACGCAAAUUUGUAAAUAGCUUAUUUGUAAAGUCACGUUGUAUUGAUGCGAAUCUUGUUAUUGAUGGUAGUAUAUCAUAUCCAUUUAAUGAUGGGGCGAAGGCGUUGCUGGAAGUAUACCCCGAAGAUUCAUUGCUGACCAUAUCAUUGGACUAAGUCUAUUUUAAGCAUAACGCAUAAAUAUUAUGGAUGUUAAAAAUAUUGUAUAGAACCGUAAUAAUUAUUCAAAUUUAUGUAUAUAUAAAUAUUAUUAGAUAGUAGAUUUAAGAUUACAUCAGUUAUGAAUGUAAAGUGUGCCUGCCUAGUGCGUAUUUAAUUAUUUAUAAAAAAUACAUAUAUUUGCAUAUACAUAUAUAUGUACAUAUUUCAAACCAUGGAUCUUACAUACUAAACGACUAAUUUUUGGUUUAUUUUUCUUUGUAUUGAAAAUUAUUGAAAUAAUGCUAUUGAAUUUUAAAUUUAAAAUUUAAUAUAAAAUCUACAUAAAUUAACAAAUAUAAAAUUAUUAUUCAGGUGUGACCUUUUAAUAAACAAUGUUUCUUAUGUAUCAAUAUAUUAUUCGGAAAUAUGUCUUAGGUAUUUUGCUAGGAAUAAAAUAACCAUUUAUAUAUAACCAUUUUAAAUUCUUUAGUUUCUUGUUUUAUUUCUAAUAUGCUUUACAUUCACUUUGGGUUUAUGUUUAUUAAUUUUUUUUGAUUUGAUAUCAAAAUUUGAUAUGUUAUUUAAUUUAACAGAAGUUCCAGUGUAAUUUAUAUCUGUGUCAUUAUUACUAUUUCCCAAUUUUGUUUUUUUACGUUUUUGAAAUUGUUUAA